GGGAAAUACACACAGAGAGACAGAGAGAGAGAGGCCUCACUACCAAUGAGAGUGCUGAGUCAAGUGCUUGAAUAACCUGCUUGCAUCAGCAGAUAUACUGAUCACUAUGGGGGCUACACAAUAAACACACAUACACACUGACACACAUACACAUAAAGUGAGAGAGACAAACAGAGAGUUAGAGAUAUAUGCCUUCAGACACAGAUCCGAAAGAAGACAGUGAGUGAGGGUGGUGGAGUGACAGACUCGUCUCUGUUUUGUCAUACCUCAUUUCUCAUCCUAUCAUCUUUCAGUCUGGUUACAUCUGGAGUUAGUAAAGGCUUCUGGGAUUCUAUUCCAGACUAAUCCUGCUUAAGAGAAAUAGCCUAUAGUUAUUAUUAUUCUACUAUUCCCAAUAUUCAUGACUGUGACUAUUUAUUAUCAGGGCCUGAAAAGCCAGUCCACAUCAUGUCACUUCCCACUGGGCACACACUGGUUGGAUCAACGUUGUUUUCAAGUCAUUUCAAUGAAAUUACGUUGAACCAAUGUGGAAUAGACAUUGAAUUGACGUCUGUGCCCAGUGGGUUAUUUGUCACAUUCAUCCCCUUACUUCAUCUUCUAUUAUUAUCAGAUGAUAAGUACAAUGCAAAUAAAUGGAUACUCCUGAUAGUUCCUCUUUUCUGUUCAAGCUGCAUUCUGCAGUGACACAGGGUUCGAUAGGCUUAGGGCUGAUUUCUGCAACCUCUCCUUCAUGCUGAACAAAGCAUUACUUACCACUGCAGGGAACCUAUCAGGACGACAAAGCAGAAUUCACUACUCUUGACCAAAACAUUAAUAAGGAAGACUAUUACAUAUGGAUUAGGUUCAAUCUGUUUCUGUGUGCAUGAAAACUCAAUUCCCACCAGAGAUGUGUGAGCUGUUGGAAUGAAUGUGUAUAAGAUUUAGUAGGUCUACUUGUCAAGUCAAAUAUAUAUUCAUGUGUAGUUCUGAGACACUUCUUGGAGUUUGAGCCUUUGACCUUUGAUAAAACAUUUAUUACACAAAGCCAUAGCUCACUCGCUAUUUGAACUUGGAGUUUGUAAAUUCAGAGCUUAUUUAAAAAUAGCUUAUUUAUCUAAAGUUAUCAUUCACUUCAUCAUUUGUUGAGGAACACCCACAGAGAGACUUCUUGCGUCUGGUUUGAAAAGGGCAUUGCUUUACCGCAGAAAUUUCAACCCAACAGUAAAUACAGGAAGUAUCCUCCGACCCACUCCUUGCUCAACAAGUUGACCGUUUUACAGCUGUGUUAUUUCAGAUGUCAUACGACAGAAAGACUCAGGUUCAACCAUGUCCUUAAUUUUGGAAUCACACAAAAUGAAGCUCUACAGAGUCAAUGUCCUUCAUGUCCAUCCGUCAGUCAAACAGUGAGCUCUGACCUGCACUUUAUUGUCCAACUCUAAUAUGGACUCACACGAUAUCAAAAAGGUGGUCAGUCGAGGCACUGCCUCUCCUCUACGGAAGGCAAACAAUGUGAGCUGGUAUGUGGACACUGUCCCCACAUCCCCCUAUCUAAGUCCACCACACGGACACUGCACUGACACAGAAAGCAGCGGGGAAGAAAAGAGCACAGGGCAGUUCUCUCAUGAUGAUGAUGAUGAUGAAGGACACGUUAAGAGUAAUGAAGCACCCGGGAGUUACUUAAACAGGGAGGACCCCUCUCUGCUGACCCCAGGUGAUGACCAAUAUCACCUGCCCAGAAGUAGCCCCGUUAUCUCCCACAGGAGGAAGUCCUUAACAUGGCAUGGAGAUACAGGGCUGUCUCUGUCUGCAUUGCCCCCUACUACUGUGGCCCCUCUGGGUCUUAGGAGUGACCCCCCAUCAACAUCUGACCGAUAUCAUCUUCAUCUUACUGAGCCCCCACUGGCAGCAGAGAGGUCAACUGGUACUGUAAAGGCAGAGUCUACCCCCUGUCCCUGUUCUACUAUAUCUCAGUCACAUACGCCACGCUGUGUCUCCAUCUCUGCCCACCUGAACCGCCUGCUUACCAGCGGGCUCCAUCUGCCCUUCAGGGGCUCCCAAGGGCCAGGGCUGGACCAGGAGGAGGGUCCCCGACUACGCUCAACCUCUGAUGCCCAUCCACAAUUAGUGCCUAUUAAGGAUAAAAGACAAAGUGAUAUUACACACUGCUCUGCAGACAUUAUCAAGACUGGCUGUGACCUGGACAAGGAGAAUGCUCAUUUCAUAGUGGUGGACAUGGUGCUGGAGGCCUUGGAGGGGGUGAAGUGGGCUGUGAGUCUGAGUCAGAAGAGCUGUGGGGCUAUGGGGAACCAUACAGAGGCCUCAGAGGACUCCGGGGCCCAAAUCGGCAUCCACCCCUCAAAGACACACUCUCUUGUUUCCACUGACAGUGGAUAUGAAGGUUGUGGCGCAAACAAUAGACCAAUAACCAGAGGUGCUAAUAUGUCCUUUAAAAGUUCCCUGGGCUUUCCCAUAAUGCGCUGCUCUGCUGAGGGCCUAGCCCAGCAGCUGGUGUGUGACUUCAGGAAGCAGUGGUUUCCCACACAGGAGCUGAAACGCGGCCGUCAGAGCAUCAGAACCUCGCUGCAGGAACUUCCUGGAGGGGUUUGUAUGGUGAGUGAUGCCCGUCUUAGUCUGAGUGAGGAGAUCAGACAGAGAACCAGGAUGAGGGGAACUCUGAACUGGGCCCCGCCCCGGUUCCAGAUCAUCUUCAGCGUCCACCCCACCCCGAGGCGCAGUGAGGUUGUUGCCUCCCAGCACUUCCUCUGUGCAGGCUGUGGAACUGAAAUAGAACCCAGAUACAUCAAGAAGCUGCGCUACUGUGAAUACCUGAGCAAGUACUUCUGUGACUGUUGCCAAGGCGGUGCUGAGUCUGUGAUCCCAGGCCGGGUGCUGACCCAGUGGGACUUUGGAAGGUACCCAGUCAGUGAUUUUUCCAAGCAGCUGCUGGACUCUGUGUGGCACCAGCCUCUCUUCGACCUUACCUGUGUUGGCAAGACCCUUUACAGCAGGGUGCGAGAACUGGACAGGUUCAUGGACCUGCAAGAGCAACUAGUAGGCAUUAAAAGACUGCUGAAAGCAUGCAGAUUAUCUGAGGGGGUUCUGAAGGAGUUUGAGCAGCUUCCUGAUCACCUGACACAAGAGCCACACCUGUUCUCCAUGGAUGACCUCCUGAGGGUAAAACGGGGUCAGCUGGUGCCGCUGGCCAGGGCCGUGCUCCGGGUGGCCAUCGCCCACGUGGAGAGCUGUCAGGUAUGCCUGGCUAGAGGCUUCAUCUGUGAGUUCUGCAAGCAGAAGGAUGUGUUAUUUCCCUUCCAGAGUGAGACCUGCACACGCUGUCAAGUGUGCAAGGCCUGUUUCCACAAAGACUGCUUCAGAGAUGAGGAGUGCCCUAAAUGUGCACGGAUCCAAUGUCGAAAAAAGCUGAUGGACACGUUCUGCCUCUAGAGUACAUGUUCGAAGUGUGGGAAAAUAUCCUCACAUUCUUACAUGUGUUUGUCUUUUGAAUCUGAAUACAGAGUAUUCCAAAUAAUAAAAUGCUGUGCAUUAAAAUGUAA
This is a messenger RNA of Oncorhynchus gorbuscha (pink salmon), 3533 nucleotides long. It is a transcript of the gene rubcnl, whose product is annotated as rubicon like autophagy enhancer. The record is from RefSeq and is a predicted model, not a curated record. Gene Ontology annotation, cellular component: intracellular membrane-bounded organelle; autophagosome membrane. The coding region runs from base 1420 to 3423 and encodes 667 amino acids. Gene Ontology annotation, biological process: autophagosome-lysosome fusion; autophagosome-endosome fusion; autophagosome maturation. The transcript is spliced from 14 exons. Lineage: Eukaryota; Metazoa; Chordata; Actinopteri; Salmoniformes; Salmonidae. Gene Ontology annotation, molecular function: phosphatidylinositol phosphate binding.